AAGAGCUGUGGUUCAUUUUUUUAAGCGAGUAUCUGUCUGCGUUAAAGUCGGAUUUACUGUAAUACAGUAAGCGAAUAGCGGAAAUACAUUCAGUCGUGAAGCGCUGCGCUUUGUUGGUAAUGUGCAAGCCGCAGUUACUGCUGUCCGUGUCCUCCUCUGGUUUGUUUGCUAAUUCUAACCAGCGAACUUGCUUGCAAACUGAGCCCGUAAUUCCGGUCACGUUUUUAACUCUCCGGUAAACCACACAUGAGUUUGCAAUCGGUUAGUAAAGCGAGUGUGAAUUGCGUGAGCGGCUUCAUUAAAUGCGUUUAAUUGCGCUGGCGAUUCUAUCGGGAGAGCAUCAUGCUUGAAGUGGUGUGUGAUAAACAUUGCCAGGCAAUCGUGCAAUUGGGUCCUGGAGAAUGCUGCACUCAUCCGCAUCUCGUUUAAAACUCCCGGUUAAGUUUCGAUGUGUUUAAUAUGUUUUUCCUGCUUCACACAGUCCCGCGGCAAUCAGACACACACAGAGCAAAUCGGCGAGCUGUAGAGGUCUGAUUGAUGGAAACGAUCUUCACAGGAAGGCAUUCCCGCCCCCGGGCAGGUGCCAGUCGUUGUCUCAAGAGCUUGGCUGAGAUAUCGAACCAGAGAGGCAGUACCGCAUCAUUUAACACUGUCUGUUGAAAUGAAGGGGCAACAGAAAAGCCCGGAUUCCGAUGGGAACAUCCCUGUUAUUGAGGAAGGGGCUGUGGCCACAGCAGAAGACCCAUCAGCCAUCGCCACUAUCCAAUCAGCAGCCACCUUCUCCUCGGAGCAGCCAAUCAAAUACCUUUUCAAGACCGAGGGUUCCGGGGGGCAGGUAGGGGAGCUGUACCCUCCCACAGGGCAGGUCACCUAUCGAGUAAUUCAAGUCUCGGACGGACAGAUAGAGGGACAGACAGACGGAACCACAGCUGUCAGUGUUGUGACCGGGUUCCCGACAGCACAGCCAGUUACCCAGGCUGUAUUUUCCCAGUCAGAGGGUCUUGAAGGAGACGGCAAUGAGACUCAUUACACCUACUACCCGGCGACAAUCACAGACGGCACACCUGGCACCAUGGUAACCAGCGUACAGGCGCCUGAUUCAUUGCUCGGUCAGAACACUCCCACAGGGCAGCUGUAUGUGAUGAUGUCGCCACAGGAAGUCCUGACAGGAGGAAACCAGCGCUCAAUCGCUCCCAGAACUCAGCCAUUCAACACUAAGUCAGAAGCACCGAGGACUACUAGAGAUGACAAGAGGAGAGCCCAGCAUAACGAAGUUGAGCGCAGACGUAGAGACAAAAUUAAUAACUGGAUCGUUCAACUCUCAAAAACCAUCCCAGAUUGCACCAUUGAUGCAACCAAGACUGGACAGAGUAAAGGCGGCAUCUUGUCGAAAGCCUGUGAUUACAUUCAGGAAAUGCGUCAGAGCAACCUCAGGCUGGGGGAGGAGCUGAACUCGCUGGACAGGCUGCGAUUGGAUAACCAGUUACUACGGCAGCAGGUGGAAGAGUGGAAAACAAAGAACCAGAUCUUGAGAAACCAGCUCAGGCAGCAUGGCAUUGUGGGAGCUGCAACCCCUGACCCCCAGUGAGGCAGAAAAGAAACCAUUCUCUCUGGAAUGCAAGGAGUUUGCGUGGCUUAACGCUGGUCCCUCAGUUGUACAGUUUCAUGAACCCACCAUAAAUCCCCACUAAGCUUAAGAAGUUCUAACUGUAACAGCACCUUGGCUUUAAAAACCCUACAACCACACAG
Molecule: messenger RNA, 1749 nt
Organism: Polyodon spathula (Mississippi paddlefish)
Lineage: Eukaryota; Metazoa; Chordata; Actinopteri; Acipenseriformes; Polyodontidae
Gene: usf1
Product: upstream transcription factor 1
Exons: 11
Coding region: 662-1588 (308 amino acids)
Biological process (GO): regulation of transcription by RNA polymerase II
Molecular function (GO): RNA polymerase II cis-regulatory region sequence-specific DNA binding; DNA-binding transcription factor activity, RNA polymerase II-specific; protein dimerization activity
Source: RefSeq, a predicted model, not a curated record